AUGCAAGCAUCUUGCGCGAAAGGCUCUGCCGUGACUCUGGUGAAUGCCUUGGCUGCUUCACUGGGGGCUUCUGACGCACGUCCAGCCUGGGAGCACUUCCUCCAACGCACCACAUGCGGCAAGACUGUGAAGACGUACGCGGCCGCAGAGACGCUGCUCGUGUUGCUUUGGCAUCUGCGCAGCAUGGGCCGCCCUGCAGCUGCGACUUCACUGGAGCUUCUCGCUGGACGACUUGGUCCAGAGCAGCCGGACGUCGAGCCCGUGCUGAAGGUCUUGUUUCUUCUCAGUGGCAAGCUGGACUUGGAUCCGGGCCUCGGCGCUGUGUCACGGCAGGUAUUGUAUGAGACUGGCCACAUGUCCAGCACUAAAGCAGCCGCGGGCUUUUUGCGAACGCCGGGGAGAGAAAUGGAGCGGGAGCUGCAACACCACUUGGUGGGGCAUGUGGGUCAGGACCUUGCCCGUGGCAAUCGCUGUAGUGGUCCCGAAGAAGCUCCAACAAUGCGCCAGAGCCACAGGAAAGUCCAAGUCCAGGAUGUUGUGGAGGUGAAGGCAUCAGGUUUUUUCGAUGGCCCUAAGCAAGGAGAACGGAAGCGGGAUCCGGGAGAACCUCCAGAAGCCUUGGGAGAUAUGGCAAUCCAGAGGACCCAGAGGACGAAACCAGAUUUUCCGGAGCCGGACAGCGAGCCUCCGUGCCUCGAGCACUCUGUGCCGGCGCUCGGUUUUGGUGAUUCUUCUGGUGCUUCCCAUGUGGGCCAACGGCCAAGACAGUGGGAGCAUUUGUGGAAAAGUACGAUGUGGGCAUUGGAUGCUCGUGUGUCGCAUGACACCGGGGCCUCAAUGCCUCAGCAAGCAGCAGGCUCCCAGACACUUCGCUUUGCUUGGCUUGCGCUUCAUGGCGUUUCAUCUCGGUGCUUCAAGGUCUGCAAUGGCCUGGUACAGUGCAUCGCAGUGGGUCCUGAGCACGCCUUGUUGAAAGAAUGGGCAGAUAUCUGCAGCAGGUGUCUCGGACUCAGGCAGCUGUCUGCCACGCUCAGGCGUGGCGCAAACCCAACAGUUCAAGCACUAGGCGAUGUUCACCGAGAUCUUCUGAAUGUACUUGAUGGGAAGCUGUCCGCAGCUCUUCGAGAAAAUGCCAGUUUCCUGCAGUUCUGGAUCAAGCUGCAACCUUGGCUGCGGCAGCUGCAGGAGGUGCUGGCCCUCUCCAAGCAAGCCAGCCCAGCACGCCACCCAGCGCCAGCGACACUGGGGACCCUCCCACAAGGCCAGCUCUUGGACAGGCUCGUGAGUUUCUACCGUGCCCAGGAGCUGUCCGCUCUGCAGUGGCAAGCCUGCAGCCGCCCGGGCCAAUCGCCAGGGCCCAUGUCUGUGGCGUCCGUGGACCUGGUGCCCCUAUGGCUCCUGCAACGCUCCCUGCAGCCGCUCCUCCAGAGCCUCACAGCACGGGUGCGAGGCGAGGAUGGACGAGGGCGCAGCAUGACAGUACCGGAGUUCCUGAAUUCAGUCGGCGGCCCUCUGGCCACGCUGCCCCUGAAGCUGCGGAUCUUGGAUUGGGUCGAGGCGGCACAUGCAGAAGAAGCCAGCGACCCCCCCGCAGAAAGGUACUUUGGCAGCGUGGGUCGCGAAGCGAGUGUUUUUGUGUCAGACGACCACUUCGGCUUGUCGAGGCAGGAAGGCGAUGCUUGGCCGACACCUUCGCCGAUCCGGAGCACGGGCUUCCGAGUUUGCGUCUCCGUGCAAAGUGGCUCCCUCCCGCCUCCACCACCGAAACUCGAAGCCAGCAGGGAGAUCCCAGGUCCACGUGCUUUCAGAAGGGCUCCUGAGACCCUCCAGGUCGAAGUCCAACAGCCCACGCCGCGGACCCCAAGUGCAAGCUUGGAUGCUAAGCUGAAGCAGAAGCAGGCCCAGCAAGAGUACAAGGCUGCUUUGGAUGCGCAGCUGGCAGAACAGUCUGCGGAGCGCGCCCGGCGUCUGCAAACGCAGGAGGCACGCCCUGACGAGCAGCUGGCUAUUCUGCGGCCGCCCUCGCCCAGAACCUUGCAGGAGGCACGAGAUGCGUUAGAAGUGGCGCACCGCGAACGGAUGCAGCAGGCCACGGAGGAGGAACAGCUGCUGCGCUGGAAGCUGCAGCGCCUGCGGGGUUCCCCUGGGACGGCAGCGAGCGCAAAGUCCACACCCAGCAGCAGCAAUGCUUGGCGCCAGCGUCCCGGCAGCCUGGCAGCGAUGGCCCUGUCGCGCGCGGGUCUUGCCCAGAAUCCGGACGACCAGAUGGCAGAGGCAGAAACAGGGGAGGAGUGGGAGGAACACCAAAGUCACCAGAGCCUCAGGCUCCUCGCAAGGGCCGUGCUACAAAGUGUCUAUUCCCAGGCAGCAGAACUUGCACAGCUCUCAGAGCCCAUGGGGCCCACCAUGGGGGCUACGGCGGCUACGAGGAUCGCCCAGCCUGCGGCAGGCCUUGCAUCCUUCAACCGUGGUGGGCCUGAACCGCCUGAGCGGCUGGAAACAGAGUGUAUCAAGGAUGCAGCCAUGCAAGAUCAGGAGAAGGCCGAUCGCCAGGAUUCUGCGAUGGAGUUCGCCCUCUCAGCCGCGGCCCCAGUGGUCCAUCCCACUUGA
Symbiodinium natans is the source of this 2610-nucleotide messenger RNA. Lineage: Eukaryota; Dinophyceae; Suessiales; Symbiodiniaceae. The record is from the annotation of a GenBank genome assembly.